GCCUCGCUCGGCUCGGGGCUGCGGGCUCCCGGGUCCCCGUGGGGACUGCCCGCGCGUGGGCGGCUGGGCAGCUCCGUGCCGUCGACUCCGGCCACGGCUCGCAGAGCUGCCGCCCUGGUUUCCCAGGAGCCCGAGUGUGUGAGAACUUCGCGCGGGCGCGGUCCUGUGCGGGCUGCGGGACUGGACUAGGACAAUCCCCGUGCUUUUCCUAACGUGCAGGCUUACCCGGCGUCGAAGACGAACCCACUCCCCUUACAUUAGCAAGUGACCCAUCCUUGGCGUUGCUAACGCGAGGGAAUGCAUUGGUUGCCAAGUGAUUUAAAACUGAGAGGGAAGGCUAUUUGUAAUUACCGUCAGCUUUAAAUUGCUCUCAGAAUUGUGCUUUUCUAAGAACAUAAUUAUUUUGAUGCAUUUUUUUAAUUUAAUUAUUUUGAUGCAUUUAUUUUGAUGUGAUUUUGAACAGGGUCUCACGAUGAUGCCUGGAACUUGCUUUGUCGACAAGCUGGCCUCAAACUCAUAGAUUCUCUUGCCUCUCCCUCAUGAAUUCCGGGAUGUAGUGGUUUUGACUUUAGCUUCUGAGAAUCUGAACAGUAAUUCCCAGAGCUACAAUCUAUUUUUAUGUCUUUGUUUAAAUUUUAUUAUUAUUAUUAUUAUUUUAACUUUCACGUGGUGAAAAAAAAUAACCAUUUGGAGAGUUUUAGAUCCAUGUAACUACGAUUUCAGGCAGGAUAUAAAACCAGUCCUACUAUGCGUUGAAACCUCAUGCUGUCUUUUUAUAUCAGACCUCUUCUUUCUGAUUCCUGGAAAUAAACGAGGGUUCCAGAAUGUCGUUGAGGUGUAACAGUUUGAGAUGUUAAUAACUGUUUUCUUUGAUGACUAUAUAUAAAGCGCCUUUGAGAUUCAAGAUACAAUCAUGUUGGUUCUAUCUAUGUGUCUGUCUGUCUGUCUGUCUAUCUAUCUAUCUAACUCCAUUAUUUUUGAGACAAGAUCUUAGGUGACCCCACACUAGUCUCAAACUUACUCCAGUAGUCAAGGGUAAUCUUGAGGUUAUGAUUCUUCUGCCUCCACCUCCCCGGGACUGGGAUUACAGCUAUGUACCACUGUGCCAGGUGUGUGUGCUGCUAGGCAUGGCAUCCAGGGCUUUUUGGAGCUAGGGUGAAGAAUUGUUUAGAUAGAGAAAAGGAAGUUGACUUGCCAAAACUGAGCCAAUGUGAAAUCCAGCUGGACGAGCAAGGUCAAUCUUGGUUUGAGAGAGACGAUCUGAUCACCUGGAAUUAGAGCUGGUCCGGAAACUGUUUUUGUUUCAAAAAUGUUGGAGGAAGAUAUGGAAGUGGCCAUCAAGAUGGUGGUUGUAGGGAAUGGAGCAGUUGGAAAGUCAAGUAUGAUUCAGCGAUACUGCAAAGGCAUUUUUACAAAAGACUACAAGAAAACCAUUGGUGUUGACUUCUUGGAGCGACAGAUUCAAGUUAAUGAUGAAGAUGUCAGGCUGAUGUUAUGGGACACUGCAGGUCAAGAGGAAUUUGAUGCAAUAACGAAAGCUUACUAUCGAGGAGCCCAGGCUUGUGUGCUUGUAUUUUCUACCACAGACAGGGAAUCUUUUGAAGCAAUUUCCAGCUGGAGAGAAAAAGUAGUAGCGGAAGUUGGAGAUAUACCAACUGUGCUGGUACAAAACAAGAUUGAUCUGCUGGAUGAUUCUUGUAUCAAAAAUGAGGAGGCUGAGGCGCUGGCCAAAAGGCUGAAGCUAAGAUUCUACAGGACAUCUGUGAAGGAAGAUCUAAAUGUGAAUGAAGUUUUUAAAUAUUUGGCUGAGAAACACCUACAGAAACUCAAACAGCAAAUAACCGAAGAUCCAGAACAGACGCAUUCAAGUAGUAACAAAAUUGGUGUCUUUAAUACGUCUGUUGGAAGUCACUUGGGUCAGAAUUCAAGUUCCCUUAACGGUGGAGAUGUCAUCAAUCUUAGACCUAACAGACAAAGGACCAAGAAAACCAGAAAUCCGUUCAGCAGUUGUAGUAUUCCCUAAAUUGUCCCAGGGAGGAGCAAAGCUGAAUUGCAUCGCGCAGUCCGUUGAGAAGGGCACCGCGCCACAGCGCGUCCGAGUGUGCUGGCAGGUCUCGCACCUCGCUCUGAAAGCUGACAUUGUAUGUUGCUCUGCUGCGCUUCUCAGAUGUAGACGGAGCCCUCUGCUGGGAAAUUACCGCCCCGUGGACUCAUGAUAGUUUUUUACAUAGACGAAGCUUCUCCUGUUUUUGAAGGGACGCCAUAGGAAAUGUCAAAAACAGGUUUUGCUGAAUUUUAAAUGCUGAAAACAAAGAUGAAAUGAGUAAGUAAUGUUGGCACCAGUUUUCCUCUGAUGGACCAAGGAGAGAGAGCAAGAAUCCUUUUUCUGAAACUAGUCUAGCUUUUCUGGGAUGUUCAGCCUGAAUGCUUAAAGAAAUCCUGGAGGCAAAGCUGGGACUUCUGUGAGCCUGCAGCCGUGUGUGUGUGUUGUCCGUGGUACUUGUGCAAUAACUACAGUGGGGGUUGCGGGGAUGUGCAUGCUGACAGCUGGCUGGAGAGAUGAAGGUCUGUGCCCUAGGAACGGCCGUGUAGAUUCAAAUAGUUCACUCAUACAACCAUUUCUACAUUGUAUAUGUUCUGGUCUCACAGGAGAAUUUUGAGACAUAUUUUAGAAAACAAACUUGGACUCAAAUGUGCCAAAGCACUAGCCCUAAGUUUUACAGUGCUUUACUAUUAGAAUUUAUAUUUAUGGCAUCGUUGAAAGGCAGUUUCCUGUCCGACAGUGUAGGUGAAGGAAUUGUAACCUCUGAGUGCUCAGCCUCUCCCUCCUGGGAGUUCUUGCAGUCUUCUCUGUGGCCCCUGUAGCGUGGCAAGCUUGUGCUGCUCCGUGGUUAGCCACACACCGGGAACACACGAAGCCACACGGAAGUCUGUGCAGUGUGUGCCCACAGAGCCACGGGGAAGACUGUGCAGUGUGUGCCCACAGAGCCACCCGGAAGGCCCUGUGCAGUAUGUGCCCACAGAGCCACGGGGAAGACUGUGCAGUGUGUGCCCACAGAGCCACCCGGAAGGCCCUGUGUAGUGUGUGCCCACUAGCUUAGCUACUGCCUGAGACCAAAGCCUGACCUUCAGAGGUGAAGGGAACUGUUUUCAGAGUGUACAGAAGAUGGUUUCUGGGCCUGAUCCAGGUUACAGAUUUUCUGAAGCCUUGCAAGUUUAAAGCAUCCUUUUGUUUACACACUUCCUGUAGCAUUUUACAAUUAUUGCUUAAAUUUUUCUGCGGCCUUCGGCUUACAUGGCACCUUAGCAAGAGCUGUCAGUAAGAAUCCUCUGUAAAGAAAUGACCCAGAAUGUAAAUGAAGGUCGAAAGCUUAUGAGUCGGACACUAGCCUGCCAGAAAGAGAUAAGUUCAUGAAUUCUAGUAGAAGCUCUCCAUCCUUUAUCAGUAAUUUCAUUUUUAAAGUAUCACUAGCCUCUUUCCACAUUCCUGGUUUUCAUGUAACUUCAAAAUAUAAAAAAAUAAUUUUUCUCGGAAACUGUGCUGUAAAGUAAUUUUUUAACUAAAAUAUAUAAAUAUUUCUUUUGUGCCUUUUUUUUUAAGCUUUCCCUCAUUGUGCCACCUUCAUCCUGCCUAUGUAGAGAGCAUCAAGGUCACGGAGUUGCCAGUUGUUAGCACUCCCGUUGCUGGAAGUGGGAUAAGGGGGGACCUGGUCCCUGACAGGGUGCCUGCCGUGAGCCAUGAGUUUUCUCUCUUCAAAUACAAUCUCUUUAGUUUUUGCACAAAGUAUAUUUGGUGGCAAAUUAUCAUGAUUGUCAUUUUUUAAUCGGCAAAAUUUCAUUCCUUAUAGAACAUUGCAGCUUUCUUCAUAGUCCAUGGUUGCGUGGUACAAAGGUAUGGUACUCUGUAAAGCAGCCUCUGAUGAUGACUGUGCUCUCCUUAAUAUUGGUUACAAGUUUACAUGCUUUGUUUUAUCUAUUUCUUAUGGAAGUCUUUCUUACACAUUUGGAUUUUUACUUUGCAUUUGCUCUAUUUCAUACCUAACUAUAAGGUCUAAAAUCAGCCACAAUAUUAACUUAUCAAAACAUUCACUCCUGAAACCUUCAACGAGCACAUUAUUGUUUUCUUCUGGGACUAACUCUUAAGAACUUCAGUAUGAAAUUCUAGUGACACUCCCAUGUGAUGCUGAUGAGAACCCUGACCAGAACCCUGGGCCAUUGUACAUUUGGACUCUAGUUAACUUUUUUGCAUUGUCACCAGUUUCUAGUGUCAGGCACAUAACUGUGGAAUAAUUGCCAUAUCUUAAGAGUUCCUCAGGUUUCUUCUUCUGGCCUCUGCCUAUGUAAGACAACCCGUAUAAGGCAGUUCAAAUAAAAGCAGGUUGAACUGUUUCUUUUUAUCCACUCAAAGUACACACUCAAAGUAGUUUUCAAAUUAAAGCUAACACUACCACAGAGAGGAUGUGACCCUUUCCCUGCAGGGGGCACCGCUUCACACUUGUGUGGACAGUACUGAGAAGCGCUCAAGAAGCGGUCCCACUGUGCUGCCGCUCAGAAUGGGGGUCUCUUCAGACUGAGGAUAGGGAGUUGGCCACAGGACCUAAAGAUGCACCCUGAAGUGCCGUGCCCCCGUCGUCUGAGGUGUUGCUAGCCCUUGCAGCCAUUCUGGUGGCUGCUUAAGGGUUUCACAAAUGAGACUCACCUGUCAUGCGAAUGAAGUUAUCUGCAUACAGGUAAAUGAACCCACAGUGGGGUUGGAAAUGCCCAGGCACCAAGCGCCCAGAGAGCAGAAUGAUUUAGCCACAAGACCGUUUGUUACUCCUUUUCUGUUGUCUCUUGAAACAAUCUAUAGUAGGAUGUUGAUAAAUGGUAUUUUAAAAAUAAAAUCUUUGGAUCAAAGGAAAAUCUUAAACCCUUCUAUAUUUUUAUUACUAAUAAAUAAUGCUUUUGUAAAUCUGAUUGGGAAACUCCUUGUAUGUAUUCCUACUGGGUGGUACUUAACGCGUUUGGGGUUAAUUUAAAAAUGUACUACUUGAUUAAAAUUUCAACAAAGAUGAAUUCCAAUAACGCCCCAAAAUAAAACAUUUCAAAGCUAGAA
This is a messenger RNA of Meriones unguiculatus (Mongolian gerbil), 5095 nucleotides long. RefSeq names its product RAB23, member RAS oncogene family (gene Rab23). The transcript has 8 exons. The record is from RefSeq and is a predicted model, not a curated record. Bases 1310 to 2023 code for a protein of 237 amino acids. NCBI's taxonomy places the organism in Eukaryota, Metazoa, Chordata, Mammalia, Rodentia, Muridae. Gene Ontology annotation, molecular function: GTPase activity; GTP binding.